GUUCUUUGUUGUGGAGGAUCACGUUCUUCACACCACGCACGGUUUGGUCAACAGAGCGUACGUCGAGGAGCUGUGGGAGCUGGCGCUGUCCAAAAUAGUUGCCGCCCUGAGGACACACUCAUCGUACUGUGACGACCCCGACCUUGUGCUGGACCUGAAGAACCUUAUCGUCCUCUUUGCUGAUACACUGCAGGGUUACGGUUUCCCGGUCACACAGCUGUUCGACAUGCUGCUGGAGAUAAGGGAGCAGUACGGCGAAAUCCUGCUCAAGAGGUGGAACAUCGCCUUCAGGCAGGUGUUGGAUCAAGAUAACUUCAGUCCAAUCCCAGUGUCAACAGAGCAAGAGUACAGACACUACACUUCCCAGUUUCCCCUGCAAGACCCUGAACUGGAUAAGCUUCCCUUCCCCAAGAAGCUCCCCUUCUCCGAGUUUGUGCCAAAAGUCUACUGCCAGCUCAAAGAGUUCAUCUAUGCCUGUUUGAAAUACUCUGAAGAUCUGCACCUCAGUUCCACGGAGGUAGACGAUAUGAUCCGCAAGUCGACAAAUCUACUGCUGACCAGAACCCUCAGCAACUGUCUGCACUAUGCCAUUAAGAAGAAGAAUGUCGGGCUGGCAGAGCUGGUGCAGGUGAUCAUUAACACCACCCACCUGGAGCAGAGCUGCCAGUUCCUGGAGGAGUUUAUAUCAAACAUCACCAACGUUCCUCCCGACACGGCCAACGCCACCAAGCUGUACGGGACGUCCACCUUCAAGGACGCUCGUCACGCGGCGGAGGCGGAGAUCUACACCAGCCUCAACGCCAAGAUCGACCAGUUCCUGCAGCUGGCUGAUUACGAGUGGCUGACCGCGGUGCAGGGAGGCGGGACUGUGGCUGCCAGCGACUACCUGAUCGACCUGAUCGCUUUUCUGAAGAGCACCUUCAGCGUCUUCACCAACCUGCCUGGUAAGGUGGCUCAGACGGCGUGCAUGUCGGCCUGUAAACACAUCUCCACCUCGCUGAUGCAGCUGCUGCUCGACCCAGAGCUCCGACAGAUCUCCAUGGGAGCUCUGCACCAGCUCAACGCCGACGUCCAGGAGUGCGAGAUUACUGGAACUGUUCACUCAGUGGGACUGGUCGACGUACCUCGCUGACUACGGCAAAUCCACCUGCAAAUACCUGAGAGUGAACCCACACACUGCACUGGCCCUGCUGGAGAAGAUGAGGGAGACGAGCAGGAAGAACAACGUCUUCGCUCAGUUCAGGAAGACGGACAGAGACCGACAGAGACUCAUCGACACCGUCAUCAAACAGCUACGCAACGUCAUCGCACAGCACCACGCCUGAUCGGGCGGCGGGCUCCACCAUCUGAUCGGCUGAUUGAAUCCAUCACUUAACUGCAUCAACCACUGACGCUUCCGUUCACCUUCACUUCCUGGACUCCACUGGACAACAGGUAUACACACCUGCAGCAAGCUCAUUGGAUGACGAGCUUGUGCUGCGCGAUCCGAUUGGUUUGUCAAAACCACUUUUUUCUGGAAUCAGGAUCAACGUCAUCUUUCAGUUCGUCUGAAGACGACGAGGAAGAAACUGUCCUGACUCCUCGUGGUUUGAUCCGAGCGUCUCCUCACCCACAGACUGAACUGUGUGAGCUCGAGGAGGAAAACGGAGCGCUUCCUUUUGUUAUUAACUUUUCAAAAAAUAGCUUCGCCUGUAGAUUUUGUCUUAUUGUCAACAAAUCGCACAAAAAGACCAAAACCAGCGAUGAGAUACGGUGCUUAAAGUUUCUUACCUCCGGCCUCGUCCUCCCAGGGCGAUGGAGGACACGUGUUAACGGCUCAGUUGCGGUUACACACUCGCGGCUUAUACCUCCCCCCUCCCCCUCACCUGAUGGUUGUUGGUGUAAGUUCUGAGACAAAAAAACAUUUUUGGUUUCGGUCUUUUCGCUGGAUUUGUUGACAUUAUUCAAAAACACAUCAUCUGCCUUAUUCUUAGAAUUGGAACGAUUAUCUGGUGGAAUCUGUUCUUUUUCUUCAUGUGGGGAAAAAACUAUUAAAUCUACUUAAGUUUCUUAAUUUGAAGUAUUAAUCACUAAAACCACAUUCUCUUCUUGUUUGUCUUUAAACUUUAUUAGAAUCUUUCAGUUGCCGGACGCCAUUAAGCCUCGUUGUUACUGAGGAAAUUGUGAGUCCGAUAAUCGCGGAAACUCCCGUUGAUUUGGUUCGUAAGUUACGUGGAGUCACGUGGAAACUGUGCGUGAGAAUCUUUGCGUAGAUUGAAUUUUUGAGUCAGAAGCGUCAAACGAUAACGUUGAUAUUUACCUUCCUCGGUUGCUGACGGCCUUCUGUGUCUUCCAUACUGUAUUUUGAAUGUACACUCGCCUCCAUCUUCAUUUCAGGUUGCGAUGUUUUGAAGCACUGAACUCGAGAUCAGGUCUGGAAGAGAAAAAUAGAGAGAAGCGGUCGUGAGUAAACAAUGUCCCCUUAACCUGCUAAUCAAAGCCGGACGUUGACGCGACGCGGCAACCGUGCUCCCUCCGAAUUCACAACCUGCGAACACUUGAAUGGCCGCUCGGAUGUGGGAACCUCAUUCCCACAUCGUCGUGGUGGGAAUCAAACGGUGAAGGCGCGCGGGGGGGUGUUGUUCCUCCCCUUUUCAGUGGGGGACGUCGCCUGAGCAUUUGUACUCAUGUAUCGACAGCUCGGUCUUAAAGACGGCGAUGACGCCUCGAUUUGACAACUGUUCUAAAGUGACAUGUUUUGUUCGUUUUUAAGUAGAAAGAGACUAUUUUGUGUAAGAACCAUUGUGCGCACACACACACACACACACAGUCAUGUCUUCCAUACGUGUGUGUGUGUUUAGGACGUUAUUAUAUUCACACUAGAUUAUUUUUGGAUUCUUUUCUGCUCUUCUUCUUUUUUUUAACUCGGGUGCAAUAGUAGCAUUGGAAACUGCAGGAUUGUGUAUGUGUGUGUUAAUUGUUGGGCUUUGAAAAGGGAUUCAAACUUAAAAUUCCCUACUGACGUGCACACGCUUUAAUUCUUCCGCUUCCUCCCUGUUCCACAAAGGUGGAUGUUUUGAUCAAUUGCGGUGUGUGUGUGUGUGUGUUCACUGUGAAAUCAACUGUAUGCUGAUGUGUAUUUUUUCUUCCAUCCUCAGCUGUGUCAUUUUUAGGGGUUUGGGUUCGGUCGCACAUACACAAAUGUUUUAGUGGUGAACCUUCGCCUCUCGUCUAAUCUGUGCCACCGAGGAGGAAACAUUUGCUUCCUGCUUUGUCAUUUUUGACCUGAGAUAUUCGUGUUGCAUUCACGUAUGUGUCACCGUGCUGUUAGUAAGGGAACGGGGCAGUUGCUGUUGAAUUUGCCUUUGCUGUGUUCUUUUUUAUUUUCCUGCCAAUUACGCAGCAGCUCUGUGGCGUUUGGGCCCUGGACACAGUUUACUGAACAUCCACUCUACAUGUACAAUAACAAGGGAUUUCUGAGGUAAGAACUCAAAGCUAGAGCUUUCAGCCACGCGUGUGGAUCUGAUCGCUCCAGUUGUUGUACAGAUGUUAAAGUUGCAGAUUUUGGACAAAUUCAAUUCUCAACAUUUAUUAGUAAUACUCCAAUCCUUUGCUUGAGAGCUCUGGGGCAAUAGUGUUAAGACCCAGGCAUUGAAACUGACAACCAUCAGUGUCCAGAGUCCUGACGCAGCAGACGCUACUGCGGCUUUGUUCUGUAUUUUGUACGUGUAAAUCUUUAAUGAGACGGAAGCACUGUAAACAAACCUGUUGCAUUAAACCACUAACACACGGAACUAAAGUAAACAUUUGCAAAAAAAAAAAAUGGCAACAGAAAAAUAUGGAAUAAAUGUUUAACUGUUGAA
Molecule: messenger RNA, 3842 nt
Organism: Paralichthys olivaceus (Japanese flounder)
Lineage: Eukaryota; Metazoa; Chordata; Actinopteri; Pleuronectiformes; Paralichthyidae
Source: RefSeq, a predicted model, not a curated record